GUUGUUGGCUGACUUCCACUUUAACCGAGACAAGAGCAGCAGCGGAGUGUAGUUUUGCAACACGAUGAGAGCUCAACUGACUUGAACACGCUGUAACAGUUGUCAAUAGUUCCUUCAACAAGUUUGAACAAGUGCAGACGAGCUGCGGGACAUCAAGUAAAUACUUCAUUGUCAGUCAGGUCCAACUCCGUCUCAGUGUGUGGCUGACUGUCUCUGUGUGUGUAUCGCUGCGUCUUGACACUUGUGUUGUUGCUCCACCUCCAUCAGUGAACUUAAGUCGCAGAUCAGCAGCGGUGAAGCAGUUUUUCAAGAGGAAGCAGACGUGGUGGGGUGGACCGUGCUAGUGAAGGAGAAGCAGAGAAUCGACGAUGGCGGACAAUAAGAUGGGACCAAACCUCCAGGCUGGGGCUGGAUUCCUCGCAAAACGGGUCCAGAAGUCUUUGAAUAGAGCUCAGGAGAAGGUCCUUCAAAAACUGGGCAAAACCAUGGAGACCAAAGAUGAACAGUUUGAGCAAUGCUGCCAGAGCCUCAACAAACAACAGAUCGAUGGAAGCAGGUUGUUCAAAGAUGUCAAAGCUUACUAUGCAGCAGUAAAAGCUGUGCAUGAGUCGUCCAAACGGCUGUCUCAGACUCUACGAGACAUCUAUGAACCAGACUGGAAUGGAGUGGAAGGCCUUGCAGUCAUCACAGAGAGUGAAGACUUGCUUUGGAACGACUUUGAAGAGAAGCUGAGUGACCAGAUUGUCCGCACAAUGGAGAACUAUACAAGCCAGUUCCCUGAGGUCAAGGAACGAGUAGCUAAACGUGGUCGAAAGCUGGUGGACUACGAUUCAGCACGUCACCACCUGGAGGCGCUACAGAGUGCAAAGAAAAAAGAUGAAGCCAAAAUAGCAAAGGCAGAGGAAGAGUUCAACAAAGCCCAGAAUGUCUUUGAAGAAAUAAAUAAGGAGCUGAGAGAGGAGCUGCCUGUUCUCUAUCAGAGCCGUAUAGGUUGCUAUGUGACGGUGUUUCAAAACAUCUCAAACCUGCGAGAUGUCUUCUAUAAGGAAAUGAGCGGGCUGAACCAUGAGCUUUAUGAUGUGAUGAAGAAACUGGAGACUCAACACUCAGGAAAAGCUUUCAUCAUCAAAGGUCUGAACAGCACAACGACCAAGUCAAAGAAGAGAAAAUCCCUUGUUAUUUCCAACCCCAUCCCUUGCAAUACAGCCUUCCCAGCUGACCACGUCUCCAUCCAUUCCUCCAAUGAAAAUGGAAAAGACGCUGUGCACUCCCCUCCGUCUGAUCGACCUCGGAGCACCUCUGAAGACACCAGCCAAGCAGAAGAAAGCAGCAUUUCAUCCAAAGAUGUCCACUCCUCAGACUCUGAUCUCAGCUCCAGCGGUGCCAACACACCUAAGAGGCAGUCGGUGUGUGACGAGAGCAGCGACAAGAGCACAAGGAGCCAGAGCCCCAAGGAGGCGGAGGCUGCAGCAUCAGAGGCAGAAGCGGACCUCACUGCAGACCACUCUGAUGACUCCGGGGUUGGAGUACCAAAGUCGGAGGCUGCAAGCCAAGAAGUGUGCAACCCCUCUGAUUCUGCUGACAGCGAUGCCCCUCACAGUCCUGAACAGAGGAGUGAGACUGAUCCACCUUCAGAGGAGGCCAAGCAAAAGCCUGGACCAGUUCCUGCACCUCGUCGGUCUUUCCGCUCUGAAGAGAGACACCCACGCUCACCUGCUGAUGAGGAGACGGAAGAAGGAUCAGUCCAACAGGAGGCAGAUGAAUCAGAAGGAGACUGCAGCCCUGAAAAUCCACCAGGAUUCCUGUACAAGGGGGUGGCGUUAGAGAUUCAUGAACCUUCAGAAGAGGGCAUGCUGCAGUUUAACCAAGGAGACAUCAUCCUGGUGCUCUCUGACUCUCAGCAGGACGGCCUGGUGAAGGGGAUUAGGGAGGAGAGCUGGAACCAGCACAGGGAUGUAGAAAAUCACUCUGGGAUCUUUUUGGAAAAACUCAUCUGGCGCAUUAAGACUGAGUGAGGCAAUAGUCCUUCCUCAGCCAGUAAUAUUCUUUCUGCGUCCAUCGAGCUCUCGGUGACUCAGACACCCACACACAGAGGGAGUGGGUGCAGGAGCCGUACAAACAGAUGAUGUGACCGACAAACACGUGGUCGCUCACAUGCUGGGUUGCAACUAGUGGAACAAAAGUGACUCUGAGAACAUUUCGUUUGGAUGAGUAAAUAUAUCAGUAUUUUUCUCUUUUAGAACUUUUUAAGAAGUUGCUGUAAAUCACUGUGAAAAAAAAAUCCUUUUAUACUGAUGCUAUAAUCCUGUGUACAUUUUUCUAAUAAAGUUAUAGAUAAAAUAAAAUGGGAUGUCUUUGUGGAAUGGAAUUCUACAGAUUCCAAGAUGGCAAGGUUCUGUUUACUGCCUUUGAUUAAGUGAAUCCAGAAAUUUUCAAUCCAGGAGUAGAAGAUAAGGCACAAUAAAUCUGAUCUGUGU
This is a messenger RNA of Cheilinus undulatus (humphead wrasse), 2477 nucleotides long. RefSeq names its product bridging integrator 2b (gene bin2b). The transcript is spliced from 12 exons. Lineage: Eukaryota; Metazoa; Chordata; Actinopteri; Labriformes; Labridae. The record is from RefSeq and is a predicted model, not a curated record. The coding region runs from base 369 to 2015 and encodes 548 amino acids. Gene Ontology annotation, cellular component: phagocytic cup; plasma membrane; cytoplasm. Gene Ontology annotation, molecular function: protein binding; phospholipid binding. Gene Ontology annotation, biological process: plasma membrane tubulation; podosome assembly; phagocytosis, engulfment.